Messenger RNA from Trematosphaeria pertusa, 1523 nucleotides. RefSeq lists its product as uncharacterized. The transcript is spliced from 3 exons. The record is from RefSeq and is a predicted model, not a curated record. Gene Ontology annotation, molecular function: opioid growth factor receptor activity. Lineage: Eukaryota; Fungi; Ascomycota; Dothideomycetes; Pleosporales; Trematosphaeriaceae. Gene Ontology annotation, cellular component: membrane. Bases 376 to 1347 code for a protein of 323 amino acids.
UGAUAGUAACUACGGAUUCUCUCAAGCUUGGGAAACAGUAGCCUGACCCAAGUUGGCACUCAUACAAGGCACCAAACCGUCCCGAGUUCCAGUCCCCGAAUCAGCCUCGCAGCUGCCUAGCCAUUCACAGCCUCAACCCUCGUAUCUUCCAACCACAACAGCUUAAUCGCGUGGAUCCCCCAGAUCGCUCAAGAGAAGCAAAAAUCACGCUCAGCGCGCACCAAUUUUCUCUCUCAAAUACUUAAACGCACAAACACGCAACCACCCCAGUCCAUUCGCUACGAGGAUACAAUAGAACCCUCCGAGCCAGCGUAUAGUUCUGUCGAAACACGCAAUCGUUUGCUAGCCGGAGUUUACUCCUUCGAGGACCUCACCAUGGCACCAAAUAAUCCAUUCAAUCUUGGAGGAGGCAACAAAUCCCCUCUCAUUCUCCGCUUCUACGACCCAGACAUCAAGGCCCGAGACGCCCAUGGACGCACUCUAGAUGAAAUCCUGGAUUGGAGGGAUGCGCAACUUGAGCGCAGCCAUGACUAUAUUCAGAUUCUCUUUCCGCUUCCAGAGGGUUCACCUUUCAACUAUGCGGCCCCGAUUGUCGAUCGUGAGGUCAUGGAGGCAUUUCACUCGCGCACAGAGCUGAAGAAUAGACUAGGGGAGAGUUUCGAGCGAAUGAUAGAGUUCUAUGGGUUUGCCGUUUCCGCUCAAGGUGAAGACGCCGAAGAAGGGGGCAAACUAAAGGAAGAGGAGGAAGAGAAGGACAAACGGGAGGCGACGACCGGCGCUGAGGAGGCUCGAGAAAACGGGGCGUCUGAUUCCUCCGCGUUACAGAGCACAGAAGGGCAGUCCGACCCUACGGCGGCCUCAGAGACGACCACCCACGUGGAUGUCGCAUCGAACGGACCCACCGCUGCACCAUCAAAUGAGACUACCGCCGGAGCCAAGAGCGACUCGAAGCCCGCGAACAAACCGCUCGUCGGCUUCUACGUAGUCCGCGGCCCACAUUGGCAGCAGGCCUUUCGCAACUGGGCCAUCCGCUUCGACCACAACCACCUGCGAAUCACCCGCAUCCUGCGCUGCCUACGAGUCCUCGGUCUGCAGACAGAGUGCGAAGCAUUCUACACAGCUCUUAAGGCCGUCUUCAACGACCCCAACAUCUACAUCAACGAGCGAUCCAUGAUCUUCUGGCGGAGGGCGGUUCGGCAGCCAUUGUAUAUUGCGCCGGAUGGCGAGCGGAUCGCUUGGCUUAAGAAGUGGGAGCAGGCGCAGGAAAUGGCCGAGGAGGAAAGGGAGGCCAAGAAGGCGAAGACGGAGGAUGAUGUGCCGGCUGCGGAGCAAGCCAGAGCUGAUUAGGAAUUCGAGGCCGCAGGUCUACCAUGGCGGCGACAGCGAGUACCAGUGAUGGUAGGUUCCGCCCCUUCUGAGGUGAGCAACCUAGAGCUGCAUCCCGCUGCCUAAAUGGAAGGGGUUCAUGGAGUACCGGGUAUGACUCGUCCAAGCAUUCAGUUAGCAUCGCAGUUGAUACCAAC